Messenger RNA from Meloidogyne enterolobii, 1316 nucleotides. The record is from the annotation of a GenBank genome assembly. NCBI's taxonomy places the organism in Eukaryota, Metazoa, Nematoda, Chromadorea, Rhabditida, Meloidogynidae.
UUUUCAUAUUUUGUUCCUACUCAUAUGUAAAAUUUAAUCAACCUUUAAUGUCUGAUCCAGCUUUGGUUCCAUUUCAGUUCGACUCUGACACUGAACAUCCAUUAGGACAUUAUCUUGACGAUCUUAGUUAUGAUGGAACAAUACCUGAUGAAGAUAUUUAUGAUGCUAUUAAUGAUGAAACUUUUGGAGUUGAAACUUCAUUAAUUUCUGCAGAAGAAAGUGAUUUGGCUGAUUUUGCAAUUCGGACAGCAAAUUUGGCCCUCGAUGAUUCGCCCACUACAUCAUCAAAGCCGCCAGAUCCUAGCCUAAUACCUAUUCCUCAAAUGGGAAGUGAUCAUUGUUUACAUUUUGUUUCUUCGACUGCUGCUGAACGAGGGGCAGAUUUUAAUAAACCUGUUAGAGACCGAAUGUUUUAUGAUCGAUCAAAGAAUACAAACAGUUCUAAUGCGGACAUUGAUCUAUCUCCUUCAAUAUGGGGAACUGGAACAUUUAAUGGAAUAAAUUCUCUAUUGGAUAUUUACAAAGGACAACAAACGUUCUCGCAUCCAAUGUAUGAAUCGUCCAAUUUUAAUAUAUCACCCAAAUCAAAGUCAUCAAGAACAGAUAAAAAGUCACCCUCUCCAUUAACUAAUCUCUGGCCUCAAUUUGCCCAUGAAGGAACAUUUCCUGCAAUGUUUGGCUCUGAUUUGGAAAGCAAGUUCCUAAGGGAGGCAAUUUCCGAUUCUGACGAUGUUGUUGCACAAUGUGCUUCUCCAACUCCGAUUAGUGCAAACGAUUUGGAAAGGAAAUUACUUGAAGAAUCAAUGAGGAAUUCUUUGAUUGAACACGGUCAAAAACAAAAAGAAUUGUCAAUUCAAUGCUUACAACAUGAGAAGGAUAUAUUAUUAUCUAGUACACUUUCCUCACCUUUAAGUCAACAAAGAACACCUCAAAAUUUAAAUCAACCAAUAUUUCCUCCGCGGACAGAUUAUCCUCCCAAUUGGCAACAACACCUACAACAUCCAUUUCCUCUACAAUCUCCAGGGAUGCCGCCUCCACCUUUCUUGAUACCGCCAGGGAUGCCGUCACUUCAAUUUCCUUCUGUGUUUAAUCCAAUGGCAUUUUUACAACAUCCACCACCGCCUGAUAUUGCAAGAAGAAUGGCUUUACAUGCUGCUGCCUCGAAUACUGCAUCCUUACAAUCCGGCCGUCAGUCCGUUGUUACACCUCAUUUAGUGGGUGCACCUAUAUUGCAGCGUCCUCCUAGCCAAAAUUUGAAUCAAACGCCACUACAUCAUCUUCCAAACUCACCAACGAUUCAUAGUCAGCAAGGUUAA